AUGCCUGACGACAAUGGCGACGCGGCAGGGGUAGGGGCUGGGGCUGGGUCUGGAGCAGGGGCUGGGUCUGGAGCUGGAGCUGGAGCCGUGGCUGGAGAAAGGACCGAGGCUGCUGGGCCAACAGAUGGUGCUGCUGUGGAAGCGGAAGGAAGCCCGGGUGGGCAGCCGGCGUGGGUUGCCACAGCCCGGAAGUUUGAGUUUUCCGUGGCGAGACCUGUCACUACUGCGGCGAGCUUUGGAGUCUGGGCAUCAUCGCCGCAGACAAAGGCGCCUCUGGCCGACUUUCUUACCCGUCGCGUGCCGAUGAAGGCGCCCGAGUUGGGGCCGAGUGCGGCGUUGGCAGUGGAGGAGGUGGAGGGGGGUAAGGGAAAGGGAAAGGAGACGGACGAGGCCGAUGGCGGCACUAUCGGCCUCGGGCGCAACAUCUCGUUGCAGUCGGUGCGGGCAGUGCAUCAUCCCAGUGACAGCAAGUCUUUGUUUGCGCCGGACAAACAGCCGGCGCGUCGUCGCACCCUCGCCCAGGUUCCAAGUCUCACCGACAUUGUGUUGGGCGUGCUUGGCGACCGCCUCGCCAGCGGGUCACUGUCUGCGCGCGAAGCUGUGGCUGCUGGCCUCCCGCCCAAGCUCCUGGCCAUGCUUUUUACCUUUUUGCAGAAGAACGGCGCGCUCUCUUGGGAGGCCAUGCGGCUCUUCCUCAACCCCGAGGUUCUGCACCUUGAUCUCUCGGCGCUUGUUGUCAGCCCCAAGAUGGUCGACAUCAUGGCUGAGCAGUGCCCGCACGUGUGGCGGCUCACACUGCGCGCCACCCGGUUCUCGGACGGGACGCGGCUGCUUGCGCCGAUCCAGAGCAGUGGCACGCUCGGCGUGCGUCUGGCGACGCACUUUCCACAUGUCACAAACCUGCAGGUCACCGACUUUGUCUCGCUCUCGCACAAAGAUCUCUUUGCCAUGCUCGACCGCCUCGGCGCAGGGCUCGUCCACCUCGACGUCCGCAAUUGCGUGGCACUGGCCGAACCGGACGACACCGCUUGGCCGGCCAUGCCCAAUCUUGUCACUCUGGACAUCUCACACACUUGCAUGACAACCAAGAGCCUGAAGUCGUUGCUGACUGCCGCGCCGCAGCUCGAGCGUCUUGAUGCCCAUCACGUCCGGUUCAUCUCUCAUUGGAGCCACGAGGGCGCGCCGCUCACCGCCGUCUUUGCCAGCCUGCCUGCGUCGACCACUGAGCUCGACGUCUCUUGGCCGCGGAAGUAUCGAAACGAGAAGGGUUUAAUGACGAUGACCACUGCCCCGGUUCUGAACCAUGUGCUGGAUACGGCAGCACUGCAUGCACUUGCGGCGGUGGCUCCGCAGCUCGUCUCACUCAACCUGACUGCCGUAACCAUAUGUGAGACUGACGGACGAAGCUGCGACGUGGACGCAACGCUUGCAGCGUUUACGGCGCUUCGCAAGGCCAAGGAUCUUCGGAUGCUGCGGAUGUCGUCGAUGAUCCACAGGCCGCGUGGGCGGGCGGCGGGUGUUGUCGAGCUGGCGCUGGGCAUACCUCGUGUGGCCACGGAAGCGACCGGGCAGGGCGACACUGCAGCGCCGGAGCAGGACUACACUGAUAUCGAUCCUGCCUUGGGGGCCUACAUUGCGGUGGAGCGCGCCGGCCGGGGCGUGGGCGGCGCUGCGGCGGGCGAUCGGGCCGCACGCUGA
Thecamonas trahens ATCC 50062 is the source of this 1698-nucleotide messenger RNA. RefSeq lists its product as uncharacterized. The record is from RefSeq and is a predicted model, not a curated record. The coding region runs from base 1 to 1698 and encodes 565 amino acids. The transcript has 2 exons. NCBI's taxonomy places the organism in Eukaryota, Apusomonadida, Apusomonadidae.